Aricia agestis (brown argus) is the source of this 582-nucleotide messenger RNA. Its product is annotated as serine hydrolase-like protein. Lineage: Eukaryota; Metazoa; Arthropoda; Insecta; Lepidoptera; Lycaenidae. The transcript is spliced from 5 exons. The record is from RefSeq and is a predicted model, not a curated record. The coding region runs from base 1 to 582 and encodes 193 amino acids.
AUGGUAACAAGGUUCAACUUUCAAGGUGUGUCAUGGGGCUCUAGCCGUGACCCGGGGGUGCUGCUGGUGCACGGGUACAUGGACAGCGCCGCAACCUUCAUACCCCUAGUCAGGUUGCUGCCACGAGAACACUACUACGUCGCUAUUGAUAUGCCAGGGCACGGCAGCUCGGAUCCAUUCCCCGUGGGUCCGGUAGUGUCCCACGCGCACCAGCUGGAGGCAGCCAGGAGGGUGGUGGAACAUCUCGGCUGGACCAGCUUCAUCUUUGUAUCGCAUUCCGUUGGAUUUAUCAUCGGUGUUUUAUACAACGUGGUGUACCCGGGUCGGGUAACGCGGAUGGUGCACCUCGACCCUGUGCCGCCGCUCACCGCCUACUGCUACCACCACUACCACCUCACCGUGUGGUUCGCCUUCACGCAUGAGGAGUACUACGAGAACCAAUGGGACCUUCAAAGAAAUAAAACGUUCUGCUAUGAGGAUGCUGUGAAUUCAGUCAUGCGAAAAAGAAAGGUCAAUCGUGAACAAGCAGAGGUGCUGCUCUCCCGCGGCCUCGUUAACGCUGGAGAAGCAAUGUACAGGUAA